AUGGAGGAACAAAACCAGGAGCCACUAAGGAUUAAUGUUGUUGAAGAAGGGCAUGCUAAUACCAUGAAAGUCCAUCGAUUCUAUUUCGUUAAAUUAUGGUCAUCAAAUUUGGAAGUUAGAAUCGAAGAGGCCAAAAACCUGAUGGAAAAGAUGAGGCAAGAGCAGCUUGAAAUCUCCAGAAACAUAAAAGAGAGAAAGGCUGAUCAGGAUCGGCUGGUUUCUAGGCUUAACUAUCGAGAUAAUAAUAAUGGAUUCGGAAACAGUGUGGACUGGGGGGGGAAGCACUUGAAUUUUCAUAAACUAACUCUGGAAAAGCUGUGUUUUGCAAAUAAUGCAUACCGGGGGAGGGCUAGCAAAUCAUGCUCUUCAAAGCGAGUGCUUGAUAUUAAUGGAGAAUUUGAUGAUGAUCUUCUGCAACAAGCCCUAGACAAGCUGUAUUCUGAAAAGCAAUCAUACCGGGGAAGAUCACGUAAUUCAUGCUCAUCAUUACAAGACCUUGACAAGAAUAAGUUGCAUUUCCGGAUGCUACAUGGAAGAAACACUUUGUCCGAGGAAAAGAAGCUCUUAAAAGACAUCAAUGCAAGAAACCAGAAAGCCCCCAGUUCAUGUUUCUCAUUAGAUGAGCUUGAUGAUGCUAUAUGGGGGUUUCAUCGCCGUGAAAGGUGGGAUUGGAUGUUUAAUAAUAAAGAUGGGGAUCAAGAGCGGAUCAUAAAAGAAAAAAAUCAGCUUACAUGUUUAAAAGAGAAAGCUAUUGCCACAGCUGCAGUCAAAGGAAAGCUUUGGACCUCUUUGGGUUCAAAACAAGCCAUACAAGACAAAAUUAAACUUUUAGUUACUGAAUUAGAUGGAGAAAUGAAAGAAACAUCCUCAAGAAGGACCAUUCUUCAACUGAUUAAGCGGCGUGAUCAGAGAGAAUUGAAGAAAAUAAGAGAAGAUAUAAAAUCUCUGCAGAAGCAAUUAGAAGUUGCACGCCACAGAAAGAAUGAAAUGUUCGAAUGCAUUCUUCAACGGAGUAAACUGCUUGAUGAGGAGAGUUCCUGCAACUACCAAUACCGGUCGCUCUUACAAAAUGCCAGAAAACUUGCUCAAAAGAAAGAUGUAGCAACCCUUGAGGAAUUGUCUCAAGAACAGGUUGAAAAAUUCUUUUCCCAAUGGAACAACAAUAAAGCUUUUAGAGAAGAAUAUGAGAAAAGAUUGGGCAUGCAUGGCUUGACUGCCGCUGAUUGA
This is a messenger RNA of Corylus avellana, 1227 nucleotides long. Lineage: Eukaryota; Viridiplantae; Streptophyta; Magnoliopsida; Fagales; Betulaceae. The record is from RefSeq and is a predicted model, not a curated record.